AUGGGAACCGCCGCCUCGGUGGCCGCCGCCGCCGCCGCCCCGUCGGCGGCGGCGCCCGCGGCCGCUGCCACACCUGCGGCGGCGCCGCGGCAGCGUACGGGCUUCAUCACCAUGCGCCAUGCUUCAGCAGCUCCGGCCCCGGAGGCGGCGGAGAAACGGCGGGGAGGAGCUGUAAUUCGCCGCCACGCUCCUCCGCCGCUACGCCGACCGGCUUUGGGGUCCUCGGCCCCUCCGCCGACCAGCCCCCCGCGGGCGGGCGCUCCCCGGGUGACGGCGCCGCAGGCCGACACGCGGCGGGCCGGCGUGGUGGUCCGUCGUCACGAUCCUCCGCCGGCCGACGCGCGGCGGGGGGGCGUUGUGGUUCGCCAUCACGACUCCGGCGCCAGGCGAGCUUCGGCUUCUUCACAGGAUCCGGCGCCUUCUCUCCGUGACUCGGCGGGGCGGCCGUCUCCGACGCCAGCGCCACGGGUAGCGGCGCCGCGUGCACACCAGCCACGCGAGGACCUUCGAGAGCCGACGACGUCGCGGGGUCAAUACGUGCGCCGGCACACAUCGGUGCCCGCGCUCGACUUUGCCGCCGAAGAGGAGCGGCUUCGCCGCGGUGGAACGGUCGCCUCGGGUCAGCCACAGCAACCCCGCGGGCGGCACUGGUCCGACAAUCUCCAUGUGCCGCGUGACACCCUUUCCGGUGAGAUCGGCAGGAGGACGCUGCUGGACGAACAGCUGGGUAUUCGACUUCACGACGCGGAACGGGCGUGUGCCGGGUCGGGAUGGACGGACCCCGAGUUGGGGGACGCUUACACGCGGGCCCGCUCGGACUUCAGCGACAACCGCCGCCGCUUGUGGGAGCUGGAAGAAACCUGCGAUCGGCGUGAAGGCCGGGCGCGCGCGUGGGGUCCUCCUCGCGAUUGGGAAAUGCUGCGGGCGGUGGAGGCGGCAGCGGCGGCCGAUCGUCGGGAGCCGCCGUCGCCGGGCCGCGAUGGUCAGCGUGAGCGUCACCGCCGCUCCAACAAACGCUCGCGGCGGCAGCACAAUCGCUCCUGCCGCGAUAGUUCUUCCUCUUCUUCGUCGUGGUCGUCGGGCGGCUCGGGGGACGACCGGGAUGAGUGGGGGGCGCCGCGGCGCCGGUCGAGGCCGGCGGAGCGAGAGGCUGUCCAUCACGUGCGGGCCUCGAGUUCUCGCCGACAGGGCGCCGCGAGUGGUGGGGGGAAGCAGAGCACGGGGUCGGGGAAGGGAGGCGAACGCGGGAGUCGGCGUUCGGGGGAGGACGAGCGGGAGCGUCGACACAGCCGAGCGUCGUCUUCGAGAGGGUCGGAGGCCGGUGGAGCUUCCAGGGCUUCGAGACUAACCCGUGUGCCGUGUUCUUUGUCCCCCAGCUCACGAUCCCCUUCCCCACCCCCUCACAACCCGAAGGUAGCCUCUAAGCUCAUGGCACUCAAUGUGCACCGCAUGUUUCAGCAGUAUGUGCGGCCACGCCUACCGUUGCCUGCCGGCAACACGUGGACGGCCCUAGUUACGUUGGUAGGUCGGCUGCGCCAUGUAGUCCGGCAAGGCCGACAGGCCUGCGGUGAUUUCCAUGCCACCGCGUGGGCGCCAGAGUGGACGUCACUCGCUCAACAAUUUCUAGUGAGCUGUGUAGCGACAGAAAGUGGAGAAGGGCCGGUCAACAAAAUCUUGUCCAUCGGCCGGGACCUCGACGACACAAUCAGAGAUAGAAAGUUCAACGGCCCACAAGGGUUUGCCGAGCUGGUCAGCCAACUCACAAAGCGGUUCACGAGCUUCCAGGUCAAUUCCAUACCGAUCAUGUUGGCACAAUUCUCCGUUCCGAUCAACACGCCCCUGCAAGAUUGGAUAGUCCAACUAAAAGAACUCGUAGAAGGGUUGUCGUGUUUCGGGGACUCGUGCCCGACAGACGCACAAAUCGUCUCAACCGCCAUUGAAGGUCUGGCCGUGCAGUACCCAGAGAUAUCCCUCUUCGUGAAGCCCAAACUUAAGAAAGCGGUGACUCUGGCGAACAUGUGGAAGUGCUUUCGGGAUGACGAGAUAGACGAGAGUAACGCCGUAGCCAACGCACCCCCUACUUUAGGAACGGUGUCCGCCAGAUCAACACAUUCUCACCAACCAAGGGUCCACGCGGUCGUGAGGGGUCGCUCGUAUGAAACCUUGCCCCCUGGGCGCGAGUAUGAAUUAAGCAGCGACGAGGAAGGAUACCAACGUACAUCUCGGUACCUGUACCCCGUGCUCGGUAAGGGAUCAGACAAGAACACAUCUACGUCGAACACCUCUUCGUUCCGCUUCUGGAAAUACUCCGCUGAUUCGGUAGAGGGGGCCAAAGCUAAAAGCCAGCUGCCGCGUGACGCCUGCUACAACUGCGGUCGCACCGAUCACUUCCUGCGUGAUUGCCCUGAGUGCUUCAAGAAUGAGUGUGGUAUGUUUUGCGAUUCGUUCGGGGAGGGCAGCCCCGAGUUGGUUGAAGAAAGAUGGCAAGCCAAGCUCCGUAGCCUGAAAAGGAAACAACGAGCGAGGGGUCCCUCUCUGUACCCGGGAAAAUAG
Ectocarpus siliculosus is the source of this 2553-nucleotide messenger RNA. NCBI's taxonomy places the organism in Eukaryota, Phaeophyceae, Ectocarpales, Ectocarpaceae. The record is from the annotation of a GenBank genome assembly.